This is a messenger RNA of Bactrocera dorsalis (oriental fruit fly), 1219 nucleotides long. Its product is annotated as pupal cuticle protein Edg-84A. NCBI's taxonomy places the organism in Eukaryota, Metazoa, Arthropoda, Insecta, Diptera, Tephritidae. The coding region runs from base 466 to 1191 and encodes 241 amino acids. Gene Ontology annotation, cellular component: extracellular matrix. The record is from RefSeq and is a predicted model, not a curated record. The transcript has a single exon.
CCGAUGCGUUUUCGACUGAAGCAAUGACAGUGACGUAGGUGAAGGGAACAGGUUGCGUGUUGCAGCAACACCAAGAAGAAGGCACUAUGACAACGCUGAUAUUGGGCGCAGAGAUGCAGAUGGUGUCGACGAUUGCAUGUGCAAAUGGGACGUGAUAAGCACAAUCUUAAGUGCGCACAGCGCCAAUGAGCAAAACACACACAUACACACGCACACGCACGCUCAAUGUCAGGUUGCAGCCUUUUGCAUGCGCUGACCUUGCCACAUGCGCUUAAAGCCUGGUAAUUGUUCCUUUGAAUGUGGCAUUGGGUCAAGAGUGAAAAUAGGUUGAUAAGGGCAUCGCGAAAACACUAUAAAUUGGUUGAUACCGUUUGUAAGUUCAUCAGUUCAGCUCCAACUGUGCUUGCAUUAUAGUGUUGCAUUAUUUAAACAAUAAAUCCAAAAAACAUUCUUAACGACGUCAAAAUGGCAUUCAAAAUAAACUGCUAUUGCUUCAUUGCCCUGACUAUUGUUGCUGUUGUUGUAAAUGCAGCUGAAGAAAAGAGCGAUGAGUACGACGCCUACCCGAGCUACAGCUUCAAUUAUGAUGUGCAGGACGCGGUAACUGGCGACAUUAAGUCCCAGUCGGAGCAGCGCGAUGGUGAUGUGGUCAGAGGACAAUACUCGCUUCAAGAGGCCGACGGCUAUCAACGCACUGUCGAAUACACCGCCGAUGCUGUGAAUGGUUUCAAAGCCACUGUACGCCGCGAACUGUUGAGCGAGCCUGCCAAACUCUUGGCUCCAGUGACUUUAGCACCGCAGAUUUUGUCACAACCCAAAAUUGAAAAUGCUCAGCCACAACCCGCCAGCCCUGUCAGCCUACCCAACCUACCAGUCCCAAUUGCUCCGAAGUAUGAACAGUUGGCACAGAAAUCCUACGUUGCACCGGUUGUAUCUCCUGCAUACUACCGCGCAUAUGCUGCACCUACUCUGCUUCAUCACGCACCAGCCACCCACGCAGUCAUACACCACGCUCCAGCUGCCGCUGUGCAUUUGUCGCCAGCCACUCAUUUUGUCCAUGCGGCUCCAGCUGCUACCACCUUGCUGAAGACUUCGCCCGCUGUUAUCACACAUCACGCUAUUCAUGCAGAGGCUCAUCCAGCCGUGGUCAAGACAUCUUUUACAGCUCCGCAUGUUUCAUAUGUUUACUAAAAUGUAGUAUUCGACUGAAAAUGGCAGA